GUGGUCACACGAGCCCAUGGGAGCCUGUGUGUUUGGACUGCAGGACAUUUCAAAACCUGCAUUUUGCACUCAUUUAUUUGCUUUUCUGGUGAAAUUAUAUAUUUUUUUUCCAUAAUAUCCCAACUUGCAGUGACUGCACAAUAAAUGUAAGUGCAACACGAGCUGUUCCAGUGAGUGAGUGAGUGAGUGAGUGAGUGAGUGAGUGAGUGAGUGAGUGAGUGAGUGAGUGAGUGAGUGAGUGAGUGAGUGAGUGAGUGAGUGAGUGAGUGAGUGAGUGAGUGAGUGAGUGAGUGAGUGAGUGAGUGAGUGAGUGAGUGAGUGAGUGAGUGAGUGAGUGAGUGAGUUGCUCUAAGGCAGUGAGUGAGUGCGUGCGUGCGUGCGUGCGUGCGUGCGUGCGUGCGUGCGUGCGUGCGUGCGUGCGUGCGUGCGUGGUGCUCUAAGGCAGUGUGUGUUCCUCUCAGACCACAGCUCUGUGGGAGGGCUGGGGGACAGCUUCUAUGAGUACCUGCUGAAGGCCUGGCUGAUGUCCGACCGGACCGACAGUGAGGCCCGCACCACCUACGACCAGGCCGUGGAGGCCAUUGAGCGUCACCUGAUCCGUAAGUCGAGCGGUGGGCUCACCUUCAUCGGCGAGUGGAAGAACGGCCACCUGGAGCGCAAGAUGGGUCACCUGACCUGCUUCGCCGGGGGCAUGUUCGCACUGGGCGCCGACGGUUCCCCUGACGACAAGGCGGGGCACUACCUGCAGCUGGGGGCGGAGAUCGCACACACCUGUCACGAGUCCUACGACCGCACAGUGCUGAAGCUGGGUCCAGAGGCGUUUAAGUUUGACGGUGGGGUGGAGGCGGUGGCUGUGCGGCAGAAUGAGAAGUAUUACAUCCUGCGGCCGGAGGUGAUCGAGACGUACUGGUACAUGUGGAGGUUCACACACGACCCCAAGUACAGAGCCUGGGGCUGGGAGGCAGCACAG
Conger conger (European conger) is the source of this 970-nucleotide messenger RNA. Its product is annotated as mannosyl-oligosaccharide 1,2-alpha-mannosidase IB-like. Gene Ontology annotation, biological process: N-glycan processing; carbohydrate metabolic process. The transcript has 3 exons. NCBI's taxonomy places the organism in Eukaryota, Metazoa, Chordata, Actinopteri, Anguilliformes, Congridae. The record is from RefSeq and is a predicted model, not a curated record. Gene Ontology annotation, molecular function: mannosyl-oligosaccharide 1,2-alpha-mannosidase activity; calcium ion binding. The annotation marks the transcript as partial. Gene Ontology annotation, cellular component: extracellular exosome; endoplasmic reticulum; Golgi membrane.